ACCAGAGAGGGAGGGGUAAAAGGCGGUAACCGACUUUCUGAGAGCUUACUUGGUCCUUGUCUGCGAACGGAGUUGCAGUGCCUUUUGCUGCCAGGCUUCCGCAUCUUGGCAGCAGUGUUCCGGACGAGCCCGCGCUCGUUGUGAAGACGGGCCCACGUUCUCGUGAAACCAGUGUCUUCAAGGGUACGAGGGUAACUGCACAAAGUGAUGGAGGAGGAUCUGAUGGUCGCGCUGCGACUGCAGGAGGAGUGGGACGCGCGGGCCGCCAUGCGUGCAGCGCAGGAGACCCUGUCGCUGGUGGACGCGUCCUGGGAGCUGGUGGACCCCACCCCAGACCUACAGGCCCUAUUCGUCCAAUUCAACGACAGCUUUUUCUGGGGCCAGCUGGAAGCGGUGGAGGUGAAGUGGAGCGCGCGCAUGACGUUGUGUGCUGGGAUUUGCUGCUAUGAAGGCAGUGGUGGAAUGUGUUCCAUCCGUAUCAGUGAACCCCUUUUAAAGUUCAGACCAAGGAAAGAUCUUGUAGAGACCCUCUUACAUGAAAUGAUACAUGCCUAUUUAUUUAUCACUAACAAUGACAAAGACCGGGAAGGACAUGGUCCAGAAUUUUGUAAACAUAUGCAUCGCAUCAACCGCCUGACUGGAGCUAAUAUUACGGUGUAUCACACGUUUCACGAUGAAGUGGAAGAGUACCGCCGACACUGGUGGCGCUGCAAUGGGCCGUGUCAGUAUAAACAGCCGUAUUACGGCUAUGUCAAACGCGCCACCAACCGGGUACCCUCUGCACAUGACUACUGGUGGGCUGAGCACCAGAAAACCUGUGGAGGCACUUUCAUAAAAAUCAAGGAACCAGAGAAUUACUCAAGAAAAGGAAAAGGAAAGACAAAACCGCAAAAGCAGCCCCUAUCAACAGUGGAGAAUAAAGAUAACCCCAGCAGAGGUGACGCUCAGCCGAUAAUCCCUUUCAGUGGGAAAGGGUACGUUCUGGGAGAAGUGAGGAGUCCAUCUUCAUCUGGAAAGUCGAUUGGUUCACAUGCCAUCAGUGAAUCCCAAGGCUUUUUAAGUCAGGACCAUUCAGAUGCUGUAAGACCUGAUUGUAGCACAGAGGCAAAAUUCAAACAGAGUAGUUCAAGUAAAAAAUCUCAUCUAUUCCCUCCUGUGCACCAAAGUGUCCUAAGCAGUUACUUUCCCAGAGUCUCAGUUGCCAACCAAAAGGCUUUCAGAAGUGUGAGUGAAUCCCUGUCGAAAAAUGGGACGGUUGGUGACAGCACCAAACACUCAGUCUCUCCUGGUUCUCAAAGGAGGGUUCCCUCUUCUAAGACAUCACUGAGAAACCCCUCCAAAGUGAUGGCGUCAGCAUCCAUAACUGCCUCCCAGUGUGGGAGUGGGUCCAAAGACAAGUUCCCAGGCAAACGACCCCGGUUAGAAGACAAGAGCACGUUUGACACCUUUUUGAUGAAGGAGCAAGUACCAAGUGAUGGCAGAGAGCCAGACAGUACUUCACACUCUGCAGCUGCAGCCGAGAGUUCCAGCAGCUCGUGCAGUCAGAGCCAGUGGGUCAGCUGUCCGGUGUGUCAGAGUGAAGUGGCAGAGUCACAGAUUAACGAGCACCUGGACCAGUGCCUAGAAGGUAGUACUGUCGGUGGCAAAAGCUGAGGAGUCUGAAAAACAAACAAAUCUCACCAGCUGCCUGUAUUUUCUCACAAGGAAAUCAAACAAAUGGCCAACUGGUAGAGAAGUUCUGGUUGACUCUAAGUCCGAGGGUCCGGAUGUAGUUCACACAGUGAGCACAAGAUUUUAUUUAUACAUACGGGAGAUUAUAGUUGACAGUGUUUACAUCUCCAGCUGGGCAUGGUGGCACUCCGGAGGUCCUAGUUACCAAGGAGGCUGCGGUGGGAGGAUUGCUUAAGCUCAUGAUUUUGGGGUCAGCCUGAGCAACAUAAACCCCAUUAAAAAAAAUUUCUUUUUAACAUCUCAGGGUGCUAUAUUCCCUCUUGGCUUACUUUCACUGUAGGCCAGGAUUCUGCAUGGAUAAUUUUAGGUACUUUUAUUCUUUCUUGCUCUUGAAAGUCUUUAAAACCAUUAAUCUUUUUAUUUGUGUAAUUUUUAUCAGGAAUCUUGUCAGGUAUUUGAUUAAGUUGAAUAUGUCUUUAUUAAAACACAUUCCCUGGACUGAUGUUUAUCUUCACGGUAACACUUAGCAAAAGCAAUUUGCAGUACAAAAUGGAGCAGUUCUUUUAAGAGUAUGCAAAGUUUUUGUUUUUCUGAUUUUUUCCCCCACAUUUAUUUAAGGAAUAAAUUGUCAAUUUUUAAAAGAAUUUUCUUUGUUCCAACUUUGAGAUGGCAGCAAAUUUUAGGGUAAAAUACAUAAGGAAUGUACAUUAGUAAAAUAAGUGCAUUUCUUUUGUUGUAUUUCUAAUGACAGGCAGCCGUUACAAUUCUGUAGGCCACAUUUUGUGUUUAAUUUUCUACUCAGUACUAUAUUUAGCAAAGUGAGUGGUUAAAGCUCAGUGCUGGCAACUAACUGGUAUGUGUAAUGUAAAGUUGCCUAUUUCAUAGGAGUUAAAAUAUCUGCCAGUUUUAGACUUUCAGCCAACCAUUAUAAUAAAA
Messenger RNA from Cavia porcellus (domestic guinea pig), 2607 nucleotides. It is a transcript of the gene Sprtn, whose product is annotated as SprT-like N-terminal domain. Gene Ontology annotation, molecular function: single-stranded DNA binding; polyubiquitin modification-dependent protein binding; metalloendopeptidase activity. Gene Ontology annotation, biological process: DNA repair. The transcript has 5 exons. The coding region runs from base 208 to 1653 and encodes 481 amino acids. The record is from RefSeq and is a predicted model, not a curated record. Gene Ontology annotation, cellular component: nucleus. Lineage: Eukaryota; Metazoa; Chordata; Mammalia; Rodentia; Caviidae.